CGGCCCCGCCGCCGCCGCCGCCAUGGAGGAGCCGCUGCCGCCGCCGCUGCCGCUGCCCCAGGCGGCCCCGCCGCCCGCCCCGCCCGACACCGCGGUGCCCGCGGCCUCGGUGGAUGGCGAGCCGGCGGCCGAGGCCGCCCCCGAGUGGAACAUCCCGCCCAACGCGCCCGCCUGCAUGGAGCGGCACCUGGAGCGCGCGCACUACCGCGCAGACGGGGCCCUGCUGCUGGGCGCCUCCGGGCUGAACGGGCGCUGCUGGACCGGCUCGCUGUGGGUGUUCGCGGAGCCCCGGCGCGCCCCCAGCGAGGGCUUCUGCACCGCCGGCGUGCAGACCGAGGCGGGGGUGGCUGACCUGUGCUGGCUGGCGGACAGGGGCAUCCUGGUGGCCUCCGACUCCGGUGCAGUGGAGCUCUGGGAGCUGGAGGAGAACGAGAGCCUCAUCGUGAACAAGUUCUGUAAAUACGAGCACGAUGACAUCGUGACGUCGGUGUCUGUCCUGGCUGGCAGCAGCCAGGCUGUCAGCGGGGGCAGGGAUUUCUGCGUGAAGGUCUGGGACAUCCCGGAGCAAAUGGUGCUGCACUCCUACAGAGCUCACUCCGAUGCAGUGACAUGUGUGGCUUCCUGUCCUGGUAAGGACACUGUGUUCCUGUCCUGUGCUGAGGACAACAGAAUUUUACUGUGGGACACGCGAUGCCCCAAACCAGCUACCCGAAUUGUUUGCAGUGCCUGUAAUUACCUCCCUACCUCAGUCUUGUGGCAUCCACAGAAAACUGACAUCUUUGUCUUGGGUGAUGAAAGUGGAACAGUUGCACUGGUGGACACAAAGAAUCCUGACUCUGCCCUGAGCGCUGCCGUGCACACCCGAGGCAUCACAGGCUUUGCUUUCUCUGCACACAGUUCACCCUUACUGGCUUCCAUCAGUGAAGACUGUUCAGUUGCUGUUCUUGACUCAGACCUCUCAGAGGUGUUCAGAAACCGUUCUCAUCGAGACUUUGUGAAAGGCUUGUCCUGGUCUCCUUCAGAUGAUGCCUUGCUCACUACAGUUGGAUGGGAUCAUCAGGUUUUACAUCACACUGUCCCCCUACCAGCUGGUGAAGCUUCUGGAAUCAACUGUGUAAAAGAAUAGUUUUAUAAACUCGUGGUCCAAGUUCCUUGCUGGCAUCACUUUGAUUCUGCUGAAGUCGCAGGUGUGUGAGCUGGAGUGGGCUCUGUUGUCUGCCUCAAAGCUUGUGGCUGAGAAGGUUCCUGUAGUAAUUUUGAAUUAGGCUUAAGUUAGUUACAAACCAAGCUUUACCCUCUCCUCAGGAGUUGCUUCUCCUGCAAUAAAGGACUUUGGUUUUACUCAGAAAAAAAUUGACUUCAGGCACAGAGGAGACUUAGCAAGACAGGGAAUUAGGUGUCAUGAAAAAGAAAUAAAGUCAAAAAGACUUGAUUCUUUCCUCAGUUCUCCAGACUACCCAUGGAAUUAAGAGAAGCUUUGGGGGAGUUGGGUAGAUGUGAGAGCCUCACCCUUGAGCAAAGUUUUUUGCUCUGUAAAUAAGGUGGAAUGAAAAGACCUGUUGGGAUCCAAGGGCUGGAGGGGAUCCAGCGUUGUCCUUAGUGGUGGAGAGGAUGGAGCCUCUGGUGAGCACUGCUUGUGCACUGGUGUCAGAUCCCAGUGUUUGGUGUCAGGACGUGAAGUGAGGAUCCCAGCUGGAGCCCUGGGAUGGUGCUGGAGUCCUGGGGUGCCCAGCAUGUGCUGGCCCCAGCUGAGGGCAGUGCCAGGGGCUGGCAGCCAGGAGGGAGCAGUGCUGUGCUCUGACACCCUGGGUGCUGUGCUCUGAUUGACACCCUGAGUGCUGUGCUCUGACACUGUGGGUCAUCUCCUCUGUGCUGAAGGCAACUUACUCCAGGAUAAUACCUGUGAACAAAAGGUUUAUGUGAAAACUGGCCUAAGGACUUCAGUUGUCAUUUGCUUGCUCCUGUACCAGACUCUGCUUAGUGAUAACCCAGAUCCGUGCACUCGUGACUCCUUGUGCUGGCACUGAGGGGACAGGACAUGGCCCUGCCCCCCAAACCAGACUCCACAGAACCCACAGAGGUGUUUUUGUCAAAUACCACAUACAUUUCUAACCCAGCUGUUUCCCUGGAACACGUUGGCCUGGAGAAAGUCACUGCUCUGCCUGCAUUGCUGCUGCUCUAGUUAUGGCUUGCUCUGGCCUAGUAUUUCCUAGACAGAAUUAAGCAAGUCCUGACUGAUGAAACAAAAAUGUGCUGAAAUGAAUGCUACCCCCAGUUCUUUGGUAUGAUAGCAGCACUUCAAUGUACACUGCUUCCAGUUUUUAUCUCUGCAUACACAUAGGUUUAGUUGUGCAAAGCCCACAAUUAAUUUUUAGGCAGACUAAGCUUUCCCAGGCUCUGUACUCUUUGUGAACCUCCCUGCUUUUUAAAUUCCCUCCCUGCUUUUUAAAUCCCCGUGUCUUACAGGUGUUCACAGCAACUUCCUGUUCUAGGGCAGUGUAUGACAGGUGGUAAAUGAUGACAAAAACUGGCACAUUUCCUCAGAAGUGCCCCUGAACCACCAAGUCCCCUGUUAGGGACCUGUGAUGCUGUACUGAACCAGGUCUUGUGCUGGUUCUGAAAAAGGUGUCUUGGAAGAUGAUUUUCAUUUGUAACUGGUUUAAGUUUCACUGGGCCACUUCUGUAGCACUGAAGAGCCAGCUGAGAUCAUCCACACAGUUCAAGUUGUGAUUUCAGUCCCUGAUAUUAAAACUGUUCUUAAAUAAAAGUUCACUGUAUUCCUGUUCAA
Molecule: messenger RNA, 2788 nt
Organism: Catharus ustulatus (Swainson's thrush)
Lineage: Eukaryota; Metazoa; Chordata; Aves; Passeriformes; Turdidae
Gene: WDR77
Product: WD repeat domain 77
Exons: 10
Coding region: 23-1126 (367 amino acids)
Biological process (GO): oocyte axis specification
Cellular component (GO): methylosome
Molecular function (GO): protein binding
Source: RefSeq, a predicted model, not a curated record